This is a messenger RNA of Daphnia carinata, 1109 nucleotides long. RefSeq names its product E2F-associated phosphoprotein-like. The record is from RefSeq and is a predicted model, not a curated record. Gene Ontology annotation, biological process: positive regulation of cell population proliferation. NCBI's taxonomy places the organism in Eukaryota, Metazoa, Arthropoda, Branchiopoda, Diplostraca, Daphniidae. Gene Ontology annotation, cellular component: nucleus. The transcript has 2 exons. Bases 121 to 870 code for a protein of 249 amino acids.
GCGUAAGAAAAUCGUACUUCGUCAGAUAUCAAAUCUAGAGAUUGAAUUUUUAUAAGUUUAUUGUCAACUUCCACUGUGACUGGCCUGAGUCAAAUCCACUCACAUCAGCAAAGUUUUCAAAUGGAUUCGGAUGACGAGUAUAUUGUACAACAAUUUAGCGAGGAUGGAGGAACUGACUCAAGUGAUGAAGAUGAAAUGGUCAUGAAAGAAUUUUUCCGGCAAUCAGGUUCUGUAUCAAAAAGAUCAUUAAAAGAUUUUGAGAGUGAAAUGGAAAACGAAGCAGACAUCCGUGUUGCAGCAUACCUAGAGAAAGAACAGUUUCGUGAUCCUUUAAAGCCUGAGAGUGAUAUAAAAGAAGAAAGAAAAUUUAGAGAUUACUUUGACACUGAUUCAGAAGAAGGAGAAACAGAAGAUCCAACGGUAGAGGCAAAAUCAAACAUGGAUUUAUUUUAUGACCCCCUAAUGGAUUCCAAAGAUGAACAAUUUGUUCAAAGACAAAGAGACAUGUACAGAACAAAGCUCAUGAAUCAAACCAAACCGAAACCUUUACCUAACAGUGAUGCAGUAUUGAAUUGCCCUGCAUGCUUCACCACCUUGUGCCAUGAUUGCCAAAGGUAUGAAACCAUCAAAACACAGUAUAGAGCUAUGUUCACGUUCCACUGUCAAGUAGACCUUGGGGAGGUCAUGAAAGUUCCUCUUCAAUCCCAAAAAAAUCGCGCCAAGAAGGUUUCGAUUCAGCCCGGUCAAGCUCAUUUCAGCGGUGAUGACGAUAGUUACCAUCCAGUAAGGUGUUCAGUAUGCAAUACGCACGUGGCUAUGCUCGAUAGCGAUGAGGUGUAUCAUUUUUUCAAUGUAGUAACGAGUCAUUGAAUAAACUCCUUUCUUUAGCAAGUAUACUGUUGAAGUAAGUGUGUAUAAGAAAAUCAAAGAAUCGUCGAGGACAAAAGUUUUGUGUAAUCGCCACACAUCAAAAGGGGAGGAGAGGAAGUCACAAUUUCUUUUCGUGGGAAAAGAAAAAAAAAUAACGGAAGGGUCAAUGGGCAACGGUUCACAUCCACACCCAAAAGUAAUAUUCCGCGCUGAACGAACGAAACAUGGGUUUUAACCAA